Messenger RNA from Nematostella vectensis (starlet sea anemone), 759 nucleotides. RefSeq lists its product as uncharacterized. The record is from RefSeq and is a predicted model, not a curated record. NCBI's taxonomy places the organism in Eukaryota, Metazoa, Cnidaria, Anthozoa, Actiniaria, Edwardsiidae. The transcript has a single exon. The coding region runs from base 1 to 759 and encodes 252 amino acids. Gene Ontology annotation, molecular function: protein binding.
AUGGAGCGGUUCGGGGUAGACGUCGACGGUGUGAUGGCAUACGCGGCACGGGUGGGUCUUGUAGAAGUUGUCGAAAAGUAUGCAGAGUAUGAUGCGGUAGACCUCGACUGGGCUAUGGUCCAAGCGGUGGUGGGAGGUCACGUUGAGAUUGUUGAGAUGUGUGAAGAGUGGGGUGCUACAGACUUUGAAGAGACCAUGGAGGCUGCGGCGCGGGAGGGGCAUGAAGAGGUUGUUGAACUGUGUGUAGAGUUUGGUGCGAGAGACCUUAGGAGAGCCUUGGUGGCUGCAGCGCGUGGUGGUCACGUUGACGUUCUACAUCUUCUCCAGGAGUGUGGUCUGAGAGACUUUGGUGAUGCCUCAGCAGCUGCAGUGAUGGUGGGUAAUGAUCUCGUGGCUGAUGUGUGUGAGGAGCUAGGUGAGAACCUUUACGACGACAUUGACGAUGCCACGACGCUGGCGGUCACCCUGGGAGACGUUGAGACUGUCAAGAGAUGCAGGGAGGCGGGGGUUGAAUCGUAUGAGAGAGCCCUGCGCGGAGUAGCCACCGGCUGUCACACGGGGGUUGUCAAGAUGCUGCUGGGUUGGGGAGCAAAGAGUUUUGGGCGGACUAUGAGAUUCAUGGCGUGUCACCUCCCCAGGAGACUCAAAGGUUUGUACCCAGCUUACGGUUGGGGUGAGGUGCAUGAGGAGCUUUUCAGACACCACCACAAGCGAAAGUUCUUCAAGGUUUUGGAGGAGGAGCUCAUGCCAAUCACCUGA